AUGUUCAAGGAUUUGGCGGCGAUCAGUGAUGGGCAACCAUUCUACCAUGUGGACAUACAAGAUGUCACAAACGGACUAACUACAAGCAUUUUGAGGCGGCGCUUGCAAAAGGGCUUCGGAGAUUUACUACUUGAAUGCUCCGUCGUCGAGUGCCCCCAGCCUACAGGGCUUGAUCUUAGCCAGCCCUGUCCUGAACAAAAUGGCCAUGUGACGCUGUUCAUUGGCGGAGAGCCCAAGGAGGCUUUCAUUUCAUGGCUGCGGAGAAUGCGACAGUGCGUUGUUAGAGAGUGUUAG
This is a messenger RNA of Paracoccidioides lutzii Pb01, 294 nucleotides long. RefSeq lists its product as hypothetical. The transcript has 2 exons. The record is from RefSeq and is a predicted model, not a curated record. Bases 1 to 294 code for a protein of 97 amino acids.